UUGUGAGAAGCCUGGCCGCGCAGUGAGUGGGUGGGAUUUCGCUCAUGUUGUCGUUGACACUUGAGUCGAGCAAUAGUCAGAAGACAAAACUAGUCCUGUGAUAAAUUCCGACAUGGAAUCACAGAAGAAAAGUCCUCGUUCCUUGACACUAUUAAGCGGCGUUUUCUUCUUGUGUGUUCACCUCCAUUUGGGUUAUGGAGGAGAUUGUCCUGCAGACGGACGCACCUGGGUGCCCAGUAAAGAUAGGUGUUACCACUUUGUCCAUGGAAAAGAAGACGAAAUCAAAAGCUACACGUUUGAGCGAGCAAAAUCACUUUGUCAAGGCUUUGAGCUUUUGACCAUCCAAAGUGCUGAAGAGAAUGACUUUGUCAUUGAAUAUAGCCCACAAGUGUGGAAGGGAAAUGUGAACGUGUGGCUUGGAAUGUAUUAUGACACUAACAGUGAAGGCAUGAGAUGGUUGAAUGAGAAGCCUGUAACAUACAGCAACUGGGAAUACAGCCCUUCUCCAUCAGACCUCCUGCCUAUGGAUACAUGUGUGGCUCUGCACAGCAAUUCAGGAAAGUGGGAAAAUGUUAGCUGUACUGAUGAAGUGGAGAAUGGAGUGGUCUGUGAAGUAGCUCAGACAGAACAAGCCAAACAGAAGCCUAGUGCACUGCUCUCCGCCCUGGUCAUUCUCAGCGUGGUGUCCGUCAUAGGAAUAUCGGCAGUAAUUUGGUUUUUUCACCAGAAGCACAGUGUUGGCUCCGCUGUCAUCACAGCAUUUGAGUACCACCCUCCAUUCCGAGUGUUGGACACGGACCAAUCCUGCCUGUUGGAGGCUGAGGAGACUGACAGCGUGCCAUAGGAAAACUUUCUCUCUCUUCCACAAUAUCAAACACCAGACCCUCCUCACCGGGUGGGUGUUUUGUACAAAGACAAAGUCCACUCUCUUAUCAGUUGCUUGAACAGUCUGGAUUUAUCGCAUGCUGUGACUCAAUAAUGAAAAGUGAUUGGGAGAAAACUGACUCUCACUAACCUCUUCACUAAAGCACAUAAACAUCUCAUGUUGUUUUAAUUAUACACACUAAUGAAUCAGCUGUACAUUUCUCAGAUUGGUGCAUUUUAAAUACAGGUUGCUGAAUGCAGACAAUGCUGUAUAUGAGCUGCAACACAAUUCUUUAAAUAACUUUUUGGAUUGCGGUCUCUCUUCAGAAUAUUAAAAUAAUUUUAUCUUUUGUUUUUUCAAAGAGUGGAAGAUUAUAUAAAGAGCAAUGUUUUUACACAUUUAGUCAGCAAGUAGAAUGUUUCUGUUUUGGGUUAUUUUUAGUCCUUUUAUGUGUAAAAUCAAGGAAAUAUACAGCCAUCAAGGCUAAGAUAAAUUGUCUUUCUGCUGUUACAUGUGUAUCAGUAUCCUGGUUAUGACUGGACUUGAUUUGUUGUGGGUUUCUAGUUAAUGUGUGGCACACUAGUUGGAGUACUCUGAUAGAAACCAGGAUACUGUGGCUCUCAAACCCUUUUUCUAAGUUUCUGAACAUCAUUUGCUGAUGAAGAUAAGUAAAAUCAGUGAAAUCAUCGUCUUUUGGCCAGUAUUCAGAGUUAAGAUUAUCAUUAUAUGAGUAGCUCAUGGAAGUGGCUUAGUCUAAACAAGACUUCUACUACUGUAAAGGUAUAUGCCUGAUUAUUCCUAUGCAUGUAGAUUAUAUGCAAUGGCAUUGUCCAUACAAUGGGUAUGAAAACUCAAGAAGUUGUAACAGAGAGAACCAGCUUCCCUGGAUUUUUGGGUUAAGACCCUGUGAAAUCAAAUGCUUCUGUGUGAUCUUCAUAGUACUAUAUGUCGUCUUUACACCAAUAUCUUUUCAAAUAGUCUGGUAGCCAUACAAACUUCUAAUUUAACAGGAAGUGUGUAAGCAUGCAGAGAACAAUAGCUCUACCUAAGCCAUUAUAUGGGCCCUAUGGGUGGUUUGGACUGGAUUUUUUCUUCUUCUUCUUUCUUCUAAAGGCUUUGUUGGUACAUUGAGUCCUUUUUACUCAAAUAUUCCCAGUAAACUUUUCCCAUCUCAGAAUCUUUAGUGGCUACCAUGAAGACUGUCUCCUUUCACGCUUCAUGUCUAAUUUUUGUCCUCACUGUUUAAAAGAUGUAUUUUCUUUUAAAGUAAAUUAUUUAUUUGCUGCCCUGUAAAAUGCAAUGACUUAUCAUUUUUUGGGAUGUUAAAUUAUCCCUUAAAUGAUUGAAGACAAUCAGGGUUUGGCCAUGUGAUGGCUGUAUUACAAAAGAAUGGCAGGAAGUUUCUCCCUCUACAGUAUUUCUGAUUUGUAAUAAAUUUGCACAAUUC
Molecule: messenger RNA, 2312 nt
Organism: Melanotaenia boesemani (Boeseman's rainbowfish)
Lineage: Eukaryota; Metazoa; Chordata; Actinopteri; Atheriniformes; Melanotaeniidae
Gene: cd302
Product: CD302 molecule
Exons: 6
Coding region: 113-844 (243 amino acids)
Molecular function (GO): signaling receptor activity
Source: RefSeq, a predicted model, not a curated record